UCUAGCCAUAACGACUCGUGCAAUUGAAAGAGAGAUUUGAUAGCCUCAACUCAAGUAAGGGUUUUCUCUUUGAGAAAAUCGUAUCUUACACCUUUUGGUGACCACUUUGAGUGAGAGAAGAGAAAUUAAGAGAGAUACUCAAAUUAGAUUCAAGAGAGAUGGCCAUCAACCAUGAAACUUGGGCUUUCAUUUUCGGUCUUCUAGGCAACGUGAUCUCCUUUAUGGUGUUCCUCGCUCCAUUACCAACUUUUUACCAAAUCUACAAGAAAAAAUCUACGGAUGGGUUUCAAUCACUACCUUAUAUUGUUGCACUAUUCAGUUCAAUGCUCUGGAUUUAUUACGCACUCGUCAAAAAGGAUGCUAGCCUCCUUCUCAUUACUAUUAACUCCUUUGGAUGUGUGAUAGAGACGAUAUACCUUGCAAUCUUCCUAAUUUACGCCCCAAGCAAAACCAGGCUUUGGACCAUCAAGCUUCUUCUCAUGUUGAAUGUUUUUGGAUUCGGAGCAAUGCUUCUUUCAACCCUCUACCUUACAACGGGUUCCAAACGUCUUUCUGUGAUAGGAUGGAUUUGCCUUGUUCUCAACAUAAGCGUUUUUGCUGCUCCUCUUUGCAUCAUGAAACGUGUCAUAAAGACGAAGAGUGUGGAAUUCAUGCCUUUCAGUUUGUCCUUCUUUUUGACCAUAAAUGCUGUCAUGUGGUUCUUCUAUGGCCUUCUCCUCAAGGACUACUACAUCGCACUCCCAAAUACUCUUGGGUUUCUAUUCGGCAUAAUCCAGAUGGUGCUGUAUUUGAUUUAUAGAAACGCCAAGCCACAAGGAUUGGAGGAGCCAACGAAGGUUCAGGAACUAAAUGGCCAUAUUAUUGACGUUGUGAAGCCGAAUCAUGUAACAAAAAAUGGUCCUGUGCCUGUGAUUGAGACAGCUAGCAAUGUGUGAACUAGAAGCAAUAAUGUACCAAGUCCAAAGAGAAAGAAGGAAAGGAAAAAAAAAAUGAGGUCCCAAAAUAUUUAAUCUAAAAGUACAAUUACUUUAAUUACUUUGCCAAGUGGGGCCUCAUUCAACGCAAGAACGUACGUACGUGUAAUUUGGUAUUAAUAUUUAAGGGUUCUUCUUUUGAUUAACGUAUUUGCCUGAACGGGUAGCUGUAAUAUGUUAGGUUUUCAAUUGUGUUAGCAUGAGAGUCUCUCUUUGGCCUUUUCCAUCACUCUCUCAUUGUAGUAAAACGUGUAACAACGUAUCUUCUCUAUCUUCUUUUUCAGUGUGUACCCUCAGUCAAACUCCUCAAUUCUUGUACGCGUAAUAUAUGUUCAUGUGAUGGAAUUAAUUAAUUAUUGUUUUACUAAUUAUGCAA
Messenger RNA from Glycine soja, 1350 nucleotides. Its product is annotated as bidirectional sugar transporter SWEET14-like. Gene Ontology annotation, biological process: carbohydrate transport. NCBI's taxonomy places the organism in Eukaryota, Viridiplantae, Streptophyta, Magnoliopsida, Fabales, Fabaceae. Gene Ontology annotation, molecular function: sugar transmembrane transporter activity. The transcript has 6 exons. The coding region runs from base 159 to 935 and encodes 258 amino acids. The record is from RefSeq and is a predicted model, not a curated record. Gene Ontology annotation, cellular component: membrane.